Gymnogyps californianus (California condor) is the source of this 2504-nucleotide messenger RNA. Its product is annotated as methanethiol oxidase-like. The coding region runs from base 763 to 1989 and encodes 408 amino acids. The transcript is spliced from 9 exons. The record is from RefSeq and is a predicted model, not a curated record. Gene Ontology annotation, molecular function: selenium binding. NCBI's taxonomy places the organism in Eukaryota, Metazoa, Chordata, Aves, Accipitriformes, Cathartidae.
GUCUCUGUGUCCUGGGGACAAGGCGGCUCUGACUCACUUCCCAACUCACUUCCAGAGCGUCGCGGUGCUGCUAGUGCGCUUUGGAGCACAUGCUCUGAAUCACCCUGUCCGUGGCUGCUCAGCAUGGAAAAUGGUCUCUAGCGAGCCGGGUGGCUUGGGGUGUCCAGCGCUUCUGCAGAGUUCAGCAUGUUUCUGUUGUGCUGCAAGGUCAGAGGUGUUCUGUUAUGCACGGUACCAACCUGUCUGCUGCCAUCCUAAAUGGGAAAUGGGCCUUCACCUGUCUCUGAAGGCUGCAGAGACAGAUUACCUGCAUCAAGGGUGUAUAUAUGACCUGAUUAGGCCGUUACCACAAGAGCUUAGAAGAAAAUGCACUUUAAAGCCAGUGUAGGCUUCUGAAAGAUUUUAACACGUUUUGGACUCCAUUCUUGGGAGGAGCUCACAGAGCAAUGCGCCAGUUUUGUCACGAUGGUGACAAUAAUGUCUUCAUAUACAUGAUUUUCUGAACCUGAGUGGCGUGGGGUGAGGAAUUCUUGAAGGAACCUCCACAUUUCUCAGCUGCACACAGUACCCUACCUGUGAGAGCAGCGGCCGGUGUAAGGAGCAGUGUUCUCCUCCCCGAGUCUCUAGAGGCAGUGCCAGCUACAGCCAAGUGGAGGCUACCAAGACAGAAGUAUCUGCCAACAUCAGGGUCCCCGUUUCUCCCUGCCUCCCUUUGCGAAGCCUAACUCUCCCUUGACUGCCUAGGUGAUCCACCGCCUGCCCAUGCCCAACCUCAAAGACGAGCUGCAUGCCUCGGGCUGGAGCAAUGGCUGCACCUGCUUCGGCAAUGUCUCGACGAAAAGGAGCAAGCUGGUUCUUCCCUGUCUGAUUUCUUCCCGCAUUUACGUGGUGGAUGUGGGUUCACAGUGCCGCGCUCCCAAGCUGUGUAAGAUGAUUGAGCCAGUGGAUGUCUUCUGGAAUUGCGACAAGGGAUACCUCAGCGUGCCUCGCAGCCUGCCUGACGGUGAUAUCCUGAUUGCCAACAUGGGAGAUCCAGCUGGCAACGGGAAAGGUGGAUUUAUUGUGCUGGAUGGAGAAACCUUUGAGCUGAAGGGGAACUGGGAAAACGAGUGUGAGGCCCCCCCGACUGGAAAGGACUUCUCGUACCAGCCACGCCACAAUGUUCUGGUCAGCUCUGCCGGAGCAGUCCUAAAACGUGCGGGACGUGGAUUUAACCUCGACGACUUGAAGAAAGGGGUCUUUGGGCGCCGCCUGAACGUGUGGAACUUGUCCUGCCGCACCCUCACCCAGUGCUUUGACCUGGGGGAGGACUCUCUGCCCCUGAGUGUUAAAUUCCUCCACGACCCCGAUGCUGCCGAGGGAUACGUCAGCUGUGCCCUGAGUGGCGUCGUCUACCGCUUCUACAAGUGCGAGAGAGACAGGUGGGCAGUAGAGGAGGUGAUUCGGAUACCGGCCAAGGACGUGAUGGGAUGGAUUAUGCCCAAGAUGCCAGCCUUGACAGUCGACCUCAUCAUCUCAAUGGAUGACAGGUACCUGUAUGUCAGCAACUGGCUGCACGGAGACAUCCGCCAAUACGAGCUCUCCAAAACCUGCAAGCCCAGGCUGGUGGGACAGGUCUUUGUGGGAGGCAGUAUCCUCAGAGGUGGACCCGUGACGGUGUGCAGAGACGAAGAGCUGAAGUGCCAGCCGGAGCCCUUGGUGGUCAAGUGCAAGAGAGUGUACGGCGGCCCUAGUAAAAUGCAGCUCAGCAUGGAUGGCAGGAGGCUGUACGUCACCAACUCCUUCUACAGCACAUGGGACAAGCAGUUCUACCCAAACAUGGUCAAGGAAGGCUCUGUCAUGCUGCAGAUUGAUGUGGACACGGAGAAGGGAGGCCUGACGGUGAACAAGAACUUCCUGGUGGAUUUUGGAAAGGAACCCAAUGGGCCUUGCCUUGCCCAUGAGAUCCACUUCCCUUCUGGAGAUUCCACCUCUGAUAUCUUGGCCUAGGCGCCACGUGAAAGACUCCCUUCUCUCUCUCUCCUGUAGUGCAGCCAUUAAGAAGGAGCGUAGGGUAAUUGGGUUUGGGGGUCCCCAUUCAUUGCUGGAGUCUAGAUUUCUGCUAACGUGGGCUACGGAAGCUCUGCCUUGUUGCGAGGGUUUGGUUCAGGCAGACCAGUGAACGACGACACACGGCAUGGGACUCAUCUUGCCGGACUGUGUGUCUGAGCAGUCAGGCCAGGCACCCCUUGAUUCACAGAGCAGAGCCCAGGGCAAGUGCUCAUCUAUAGAGGUGUGCAGUGCACGCAGUGCCUUUCGGCAGAAAGGGAAGCGCCCAGUUCGUCUGAGUUGCUGUUCUUCAGCCAGCUCGUUCCUGGAUAGUCUUCCCCUGGCACGGGCGCCCUCUUGGCUCGCUUCUCACGUGCUUGGGUCGGUAUGCAUUACGGCUGAAGGAGUAUCAAGUGCUUUAUUUUGGAAAGAGGUGCCUGUUGCCUGACACUGGUUUGCUCUUGUGUUCUACAUUA